This is a messenger RNA of Somion occarium, 1586 nucleotides long. NCBI's taxonomy places the organism in Eukaryota, Fungi, Basidiomycota, Agaricomycetes, Polyporales, Cerrenaceae. The record is from the annotation of a GenBank genome assembly.
GUUCCUCAUUCCCCCAUUCUCGUUAGCACCUCGUUCCAUCUCCACCUCUUGAGAGAACACACCUCAUUCUCCACGCGUCAUACCAGUCAAACCAUCAUUACAUUCAUCAUGAACAUCAAUACUCACCCUCCAAAUGCCACCUUCUUCCAAUAUAUCGAUGUGGCGGCCGGUGGCCAACCUCCCUACGCGUUCACGACGCGUCAAUGGGAUGACCUUGAACGUGGUGUUGUCCUCUCCUCCGAGUCAAUGUUUGACAUGCUCGAUCAAAAGAAGACUCAAAGACAAAGGGUUGCCAAAUACCCCACCCCGCCUCCCGCGUAUCUUGUUCCUGAACCCCUUCCCAUUGCUGCGCCCAAACCCAUGCAUCCAAAUGCAAUCAGUCCCCCUCUCCUCACAUUGCAAUGGGAACUGACCGGCAAUGAGUUCUCUACGCCUCCACCUCUGUACAAUCAAUCGUCGCCACAUGAACCGGUCAAUAUGACGGGGGCAAUCGUCUCCGACGAGGACCACAUUAUCGACGUCCGAAAACGGGCCCCUCAGCCACCCAUCGGCACAGGUCGACCACGACCAUCCGACACACGCCGCAGAUUGGCCAACACGGCAACCUCACAUUCGACGUAUCACUCACGAUGGGUCAGCAAUGAGAGGGCCAUGGCUUUAUUGGCCAUUCUCAAUGGUCAUCACGGUCCCACGGCCAUCAACAGACCCGCCAACCAGUGGGCGCUCGAUGAACGACAAUCGUCAUAUUCCUCGUAUGACGGUCCCAAGGCGACCUCGGUAUCGUCGUCACAUGCCUACGACAGAACUAGUCAUCCACAGCCUUUCCCAAUCUCUGCGUUUGGACCGCAGACACAAAUAAUUGAACCCAUGUUGACUCUGAGGGGAGUGCCUUCUCAGAGCCAUGGGGUUCAGGCAUCAGUGUCUGCGGACCGGAUGCGAGUUGGGCAGAAAUGGAAAUCCUGCGCCGAUGAGAAGUACAACAAGUCCAUGGGGAGUAUGCGCACCGUCAACAACUUAUCCGAUGGCCUGUCGCGAGAUCGACCCAUCAUCGUCUAUGACACCCCUCAACCUAUUCAACGCACGAAGAGGUCCCGUCCUCACCCGCGCCCUCCGAUCCAAUCAGAGGUCUCGCCGCUCGUCAUGGGCGUUUGGAAUGUGUAGGUAAAGAGUAGAAAGGAGAGGCAGGGGGCCGUUGAAGACUUCCCUAGGAGUCUUAUACCUGAUAACACGGACCAUGAUUUUGUUCAGAACUCACCUUUUUGUCUUUGUCUUUUCCAUUGUAUUUGUAUCAAACCGAUCGAUAGCUCGUCUUGUCGCCAGAUCAAAUAUUUUUCUUGACCCAACGAUGGAUGUGUCAAUACUAUGCAAUGCAUUGUAGGGUUCCCAACCACAGAGUCUGGUCAUCUGGUGACCUUUGCGUAUAUCACGCGAGGUAUGGAACACCCCGAAGCCAAUGCGCAAAAGGUCACGAGUGGUAUGAUCUUUUUCAGCAGGGCUGUUACACAGAACUGUUACAUAGGAUUGCACGGCGCAAUCCAGGUUCAUGAAGCACGAUUACCAGCGGAUAAUAAGAUCAUCGAGGAAGU